AUGUCGAAUCGUCAGAUUGCGCAAUUGAUGGACAUGGGCAUCAACAGGGCUGUGGCAGUGGCGGCCCUGGCAGCCUCUCGGGAUGUCGAAGAUGCAGCCGAAGCUGUUUUCUCGGGCAAAUUCGACCACAUUGAAGCGGAUGCGGAAGCCGAGGAUGCUAGCGUUGUGGAAGAGGCAGAUUCGUGCUCUCUCGUUGGUGGAGAUGAGCAGGCCAGUUCCCAUGAAGAUGAGGGAUGUGGACUCUCUACCUUUUCAGAUGAUGACCUCGGAGGCGCAGGCGAGACCUCCAAUGACAACGACCCCUAUAGAAGGAUAGCAUUCUCAAAAGGGCACAAAGAAGUGGUGAUUGAAGUGGAAGAGGUGGGCGCAUUGGUUCAGACUUCGACUGGGCCCGCAAGGCAAUUGACCCAAACAGAGUGGAUGAAGGGCGUAGCAGUGGGGUCAGAACAAGCCCAUCUGUUCGGUCUGUACCAAGAUCUGCAACAGACUGUCUCUUGUCACAGAUGCGGACUGGUUCCCGAGCUCGAAUCCGACUUCAACAUGCUCCUUAUUUUUCCAUCUCUUAAGGAGUUCGUAGCCCAUGUUACUGAGCACAGCGUCCUGCGCUGUAGGGUCUGCCAAGAGCAGACAUGUGUAGCUUGUCGACAAAGCUACAUAGAGCAAAUGGCUCUGCCGCAAGCCGAAUGUCCACGUACGAAGAGUCCAGGCAAAGAUGUUUCAAGUUCCAGCGAGCCACCGCUGCCUGCGCACCUAGUCCACUGCUCGCAACUUCAGGCCAUUUGUCUGGCUGUCGGGCUGGCUCAUAUCGAGGAUCUGCUCAAGUGCGAAGAUGUGAAGAAUCACGCGAGCUCUUUGAAGCGUCACAGAGCUGCUAAUGCGGCAGAGGGCAUGUCCGCGGCGAAGAAAGCCAACAAUGCGUCAGCUUCCACCGAGUCAAAGUCAAACGGCCGCAAGAAAGCGUCAAACCUAGCCUCUCAAACUCCAGCAAACUUGUCAAUGUCAUCUUACUCUCUUCUCGAUGACCACAGCUUUUACACGUCUUUGGGCAAAUCGCGAUCUGACCGCCAGAACGGUACUGGCUUCGCAGGGAGCAGCUCCAACGAGCACUUUUGGACCCAAGCAUCCAAUAGCAAACAGCAAGCACUAGAUGAGCGCAUCCGGGAAGCUCUCUUCCAAGUUAGGCCAUUCCUGCCGGAUGUCCAUCGCAAACCCUUAGCGGUUCAAUCCGACUUCAUGCCUCACAUCACGAGCAUCGCCGCGGUGCGUCGUCGGUUCUUGCCCAUAGCUUCUGCUUUGCUCCGCACAGAAAGCCUGAACGACAUGACCAGACGGGCAGCGCUCUUUCAGGAACUUUUGAAUUUCUUCCAGACUCUGUCGUACCAUGAGGCGCUCUCGGCACUGUUGGCUCAGCCCAUCAUGACCCCACGUUCUGUGCGCGAUGUCGUGCGGACGGACGGAAGGACCGAGAAGGAAGUCACGUACGAGGGUGACAAAGGACCUCGAGAGCUGGCGCAAAACGUCGUCAAUCAGUGCCUAGUCUUUCGCAACAGCGUUAAGCGCAUGCAAGCACAAGCGACCAAGGAAGAAGCGGAGAAAGCGCUGGUGAGGGUUGCAUCUGAGGCCAAGGUCGUGGACAAGGAAGCGAAGGUCGCGGCAUACGCCAAACUUGACGCCGAGGGGCAGAGGACGAUGGAGCUUGUGGAAUCAUUCAUAUCACAAGUGGAUCGCAUCGACGCAGGCCUGCGUCACUCCAAGGGCGAGGCUUUCCUGAAUGCAUUGCUAGCGCAGGUCGGAGGAGCACCGUCGAAAUUCCCCGAUGAUACGAUUUCUGCACAGUCCAAAGGAGAACGGCAGGCGGCAUACGCGGCGUGGUGCGCCAGCGAGACUUGGCAAGAAGUUGACAUGCUUGAGACCGGCAAAGUGAAUGCGUGGCAGCACGCCUUCAGCGAUAUUAUCGCUACCACGUCGGUUGCUAGCAAUGCAAGAAGGGGCUUGGCGAUUGCUAGAGAGCUCUCAAGCUUAAGGAUUGCUUUGCCAGACACAAUCUUCGUGCGCGUCGACGAGUCACGUCUGGACGUUCUGAAGGCUAUGAUCAUCGGACCCGAAGGCACGCCCUACUCGUACGGGGCCUACUGCUUCGACAUAUUUCUGCCUGACAGAUUCAAUCAGGAGCCCCCCAAGGUCAAAAUUGUAUCGACCUCGGGCGGCAGAGUGCGUCACAACCCCAACCUGUACGCCGAAGGCAAGGUCUGUCUGAGCCUGCUCGGAACAUGGACAGGUCCAGGCUGGAUUUCGGGCACAUCUACAAUCCUGCAGGUCUUGAUCAGCAUCCAGUCUUUGAUUCUCGGAGAGUCCGAGCCGUGCACAAAUGAGCCUGGCUGGGAAAGCUUUUUGGGCAAGCCCAAGAGUAAAGAGUAUUCAUUGAACACUCGCCGGCAAGCGGUCAAGGUGGCUAUGAUCGAAGCCCUGACUUCUCCGCCAGCUUUCUGGGAAAACACCAUUAGGGGCCACUUCAAGAUGGUCAGGCACGAUCUCUUGGGACAAUUGGCGUCAUGGCUCAAAGAAGAUGAUGGCCGUCCCAUGGCGCGAGAUAGCGCAAGUGGAAUGCAUAGCCUACCGAGCCCCUCGGCCUCCGCAGCUGUCGCCGCCCCACAGAAGAAAAAUAAUGGCAGCAAGACUCCAUUCGAGACAGACGGUGAGCCGAGCAGAUAG
This is a messenger RNA of Ceraceosorus guamensis, 2712 nucleotides long. RefSeq lists its product as hypothetical. The record is from RefSeq and is a predicted model, not a curated record. The coding region runs from base 1 to 2712 and encodes 903 amino acids. The transcript is spliced from 9 exons. Lineage: Eukaryota; Fungi; Basidiomycota; Exobasidiomycetes; Ceraceosorales; Ceraceosoraceae. Gene Ontology annotation, molecular function: protein binding; ubiquitin conjugating enzyme activity.